Molecule: messenger RNA, 803 nt
Organism: Myodes glareolus (Bank vole)
Lineage: Eukaryota; Metazoa; Chordata; Mammalia; Rodentia; Cricetidae
Source: RefSeq, a predicted model, not a curated record
UAAGAAGCGGAAUUUUAUUCUGGAUCAGACAAAUGUGUCUGCUGCUGCCCAGCGGAGGAAAAUGUGCCUGUUUGCAGGCUUCCAGCGGAAAGCUGUUGUCGUUUGCCCAAAAGAUGAAGACUAUAAGCAGAGGACACAGAAGAAAGCAGAAGUAGAGGGGAAAGACCUCCCAGAACAUGCUGUCCUUAAAAUGAAAGGAAACUUCACCCUGCCAGAGUUUGCUGAAUGCUUUGAUGAAAUAACCUAUGUUGAACUUCAGAAGGAGGAAGCCCAAAAGCUUUUGGAGCAAUAUAAAGAAGAAAGCAAAAAGGCGCUCCCACCAGAAAAGAAGCAAAACACUGGCUCAAAGAAGAGCAAUAAAAAUAAGAGUGGCAAGAACCAGUUCAACAGAGGUGGUGGCCAUAGAGGACGUGGAGGAUUCAAUAUGCGAGGUGGCAAUUUCAGAGGUGGAGCUCCUGGGAAUCGUGGCGGAUAUAAUAGGAGAGGCAAUAUGCCACAGAGAGGUGGCGGUGGUGGAAGUGGUGGAAUAGGCUAUCCAUACCCCCGUGGCCCUGUUUUUCCUGGCCGAGGUGGUUACUCAAACAGAGGGAAUUACAACAGAGGUGGAAUGCCCAACAGAGGGAACUAUAACCAGAACUUCAGAGGACGAGGAAACAAUCGUGGCUACAAAAACCAAUCUCAGGGCUACAACCAGUGGCAGCAGGGUCAAUUCUGGGGUCAGAAGCCAUGGAGUCAGCAUUAUCACCAAGGAUAUUAUUGAAUACCCAAAUAAAACGAACUGAUACAUAUUUCUCCAAAACCUU